Molecule: messenger RNA, 3858 nt
Organism: Eublepharis macularius
Lineage: Eukaryota; Metazoa; Chordata; Lepidosauria; Squamata; Eublepharidae
Gene: HAUS3
Product: HAUS augmin like complex subunit 3
Exons: 5
Coding region: 1145-2953 (602 amino acids)
Biological process (GO): centrosome cycle; spindle assembly
Cellular component (GO): HAUS complex; centrosome; mitotic spindle
Source: RefSeq, a predicted model, not a curated record
AAGAUGUACAUUAGGUGACACUCUAACUUACCAUUGAGCUUUCAGGGAUGGACAGAAUGUGGUUCAACGUGUUUAUGUAACUUACCGGGUUUGGGCCAGAUAUGAUGCUACAAGUUACAUGGUGUCAUUUCCACCCCUUACUCCUCUUCUGAAGUUCCUUGGAUGCCAUCCACUGCCCUGGCAUUCCAUUAGCUACCUAUUGGUUACCGUACUCAGUUCAAGGUAUUGGUUAUUACAUACAAAACUCAUCACGGCCCUGGUCCGGCAUACCUGUGGGACCACCUCCCUAUGUUCCUCCGCGGGAAUUUCAUUCAUCUGAACAGGGGUUCCUACAGGUGCCACCCAGCACAUGGGCAAAAUCAACAGCAGCCCGUACGCGGGUUUUCUCUGUGGUGGAUCCUACCCUGUGGAAUGGCCUCCUGAGGUCAGGAGAACCUCCACACUCUUGGCUUUCUGCAAACAAUGCAAAACCAAAUUAUUCAAAAAGGCUUUUUACUCGGAUAAGAGGACUGUAUUGUAGGGAGAGGGUCUCAGAUGUUUCACUAAUGAGUUAGGGACCAUAGACUUUCACCACUAUGUUGCCUUACUUACAGUCUGUUAUUUUAAACAUUUGUUCCUAUGAACUACCUGUGCUUCAUGUUGUCUAAUGUUAGCCCUAGAAUUGCUUAUGUUCUAUUUCAGCAUUUCUCCAACUCUGUAUUGGAUUCUUGCUAAUGCUGUGUCUUUGUAAACUUGUGUUUAUUUACCCUAUGGCAUUGUUUAUGGAAAUGUCCUUGAUAUUGACUGUACUAAUCUUACACUGUGUAAUCUUCCUUGAGUCUCAGUGAGAAAGGCGAACUAUAAAUGACAUAAAUAAAAAUAAACAAAAAAUAAAAAGAAAUACCAGGGAACUUCAAGUUAUUCUCUACCAAGCUGACGGACUAGCAAAGAGCUAUACCCUUUCCAGGCAGGGACAUCGCAAAUUGUAUGCUCCCAGCUUGACUACAGAUAUACAUUCAAGAUCCUUUGGAUUUUAUCUCCAAAUCUCAUGAGGCGCUUGAGUGUCAGAAAAUACAUUGAGACGUAGUUGAUAAGAGAAAGUACUACUUCUGUUUGCUAUGAAAGCCUGCUAUAAAAUUCAAGGUUAUCAGCUGAAAUUGAAACUAUGAAUUGUGGAACUCAGUUUGUUGAAACCCUAAAGAGGAUAAGUUAUCCUGAGACAGCUGCUCUUAAUGGAGAAGACUUUGAUUGGUUGUUUGAGACAUUGGAAGAUAAAUCGUUUUUGGAAUGGUUUUGUACAAAUGUGAAUGAGUAUCAUGCAUUAUCUGAAGAAGAGCUGCAGUUAUUUCACAACCUCCUUAACUCUGCAAAGCCUGUGCUAGAAGAAGAGGCUCUGGGUGAAGUUCUGAAGACCUGUAAGCCACUUGAUUUAAAUAGCAGUAAUUUGGAAGAAGAAAAUCUUAAAGCAUUAGAAGAUGAACUUCAGGCACUCCAAAAGAUGAAAAAUCUAAAGAUUCGUCACCGUAACAAACUUCAAGCAAUGACUUCAAUCAGUAGUCUUCGGUCACUGAAGCUUAAAGAGAUGGUGGAGGAAACAGCUAAAAGCCUGAAAGAUGUGCAGGCAAUGUUUGCUGUCAUGAAUACAAAGAUAAACAAUGAGCUGAAAUCUCUUAUUGAAAGAGUUCAGAAGCUGACUUCUUUCUUUAUUGUUCAAUGCAAUCAGAAAGGACUGGAGCCUCAAUCUGUGCUGUUAGCCCAGCUUGCCUUGGAUGACUACUUGGGCCAGGAAGAACAAAGCACCGCAGCCCUGACUUUGUAUACAAAAAAGCAAUUUUUCCAAGGAAUCUCGAAGUUGGUUGAAAGUUCAAAUGAAGAAAAGUUUCAGCUUGUUGAUAUAAGGAGUUCAUUCACUGAUUCUGAGAGCAGCAAUGUUUGUGAAGAGCCACUAGAACUUACCAGGCUCCAGACAGCUUAUGUUUGUGCACAGCAUCAGCUAAUUCAGCAGAAAGCUAGGGAUCUAAGCAUGAGAUCUGGUCUUCAGUGGGCAGAGGAUAAUAUUUCCUCUUUAAAGAAAGUGAUGCCUGGAAAAGAAAAUUUUGAAGCUAGAAUUUCUAGCUUGAACAAUGAAAUCUCAAAAAUAAAAACACACUUGGCUCAGAUAAACAGUGAAACCCUACCUUUGCUCAUAAAGGAAGAUGCAGAGCUAUUGAAUAUGCCAGUGGUGAAGGGUGAUUUUGAUCUACAGAUUGCUCGACAGGACUACUACACAUCCAGACAAGACCAGAUUUGUAAUCAGCUGCUCAAACAGAAGGCGGCAUUUGAACUUCUUCAGUUAGCUUAUGAAAUUGAGUUGAGAAAACUUAGGGAUAACAGCCGUCUGCUUGAAAAAAUAACACAAGUUCUGAAGCAAAGCAGUAACGGUUUGGAGCAGACACUAGAAGCAAUGUCUGAGCCGUCCAUAUCCCAGUAUAAAAUACCAAGAAGCACUAUUGAUUCAAGAGAUAAUGCUGCACAUAGGUUGUAUCAACUUCUUGAAGGAAAGGAUACAAAGCAGUUGUUUAGAACCAAUGAAGGCCUUGAGCAGGUGGCUGAAAAGUUACGUCUAGAAACAGCGUUUGUCCUCGAUCAAUUAGCAGUACUCAGCCAAGAACAAACUCUUCUUCUGUCAAAGAUGGAUGCUGAUUUAGAUGCCCUUCAUGAGACAAUGUACUUCAGAGGAGAUGGGGUCUCUCUUAGUAACUCGGAACUGAUUGAGCAGUUUCAUCAGCUGGAAUUCCAGUUAAAUAAAUUAAACCAGCUUAUCAUGGAUUUUCUUGCUGACAUAAAGGCUAAGAAGAAGGUUUUGGACAAUAAUAAAUUACAACAGAUUGAAAGAAAAUUAUAUGUUUACUUUUUUAAAAAUAAAGAGUGUUUGAAGAAUGUUGUGGAGAGAAUGGAACAACAGGCAAAGGCUCAAGCCUUUGAUUACAAUUAAAUUUUAAAUGACAUGAUGUUAAAUGUUUUAAGUUUUUAUGUUGAAUUUUGAAGUGUUGGAAUUAACAAAUGCAAGGAAAACUUUACUUCCUGUAGCAUCAGCAAAAUCAUAAAAAACACCUCCCAGUACUGUUAACUGUUUGUUAUCCUUGGUUGUCCUAGAUUUUUAAAGUGCUGCUUGUUUGCUCAGAGGGAAAAGAAAAGCCUCACUUACAAAGCUCAUAAGGAAUCUUGUAAGUCUAUAUGGACUUCUCUGUUCCAGCCAAAAGACUGCCUUACCACCACAUUCAGAAUGCUUUGUGUGAUUGGAUAUUCUUGGCUAGAAUAGGGAAGGCCAAAUGCUGACUCUAAUGGUUUUCUGUUAGAUACAGUUUUUAUGAUAUCUUUUCCCUGAUUUUAUUCUGUUGAUUGCCUCCAAAUCUACAGGAUAGCUAAUACCCUAAUAGUUGAUUAUACCUGUAGCUCUCUCCCCCUGAAUUAACAAAUGCUACUAUUGUUACUAUAAUUUAUUUUUAAUCUGCUUUUGACUUGACUUUUUUGCAAUGUUUAAGGACAGUAACUUGACUUUUAAUGCUAGAUGAAUACAGUACAGAAAGUAAGGUCACAAUCCUAAACAUACAUAUUGAACUCAAUGAAUCUUACUUCCAAGUAAUUCAGCUGUAAAUUGAUACUAUUAAAAUGUGAUUUUGAGAGUUAAUGUUACAUGACCAUGUGAACUCUGUAAGCAACUGCAAUACAUUUUUAACAGUUCUUAGUGCCAAGUGUUUGUUUCUUAUCUUGGGAAGGGGAAAAUGUGUUGAUUUUUAUCACAUCCAUAUCCUACCAUGCCAAGCUAUUCAGACAGACUUGCUCCUAUUAUUACAGUUUUGUGAGGUAGCUUUGGGUGGUACCCAUUUGAUUUAUUUA